Molecule: messenger RNA, 2695 nt
Organism: Epinephelus moara (kelp grouper)
Lineage: Eukaryota; Metazoa; Chordata; Actinopteri; Perciformes; Serranidae
Gene: selenbp1
Product: selenium binding protein 1
Exons: 12
Coding region: 101-1519 (472 amino acids)
Molecular function (GO): selenium binding; protein binding
Source: RefSeq, a predicted model, not a curated record
CUCCACCCUCCCAGUUUUGUUCACAGUGGACCUGGUCUGAGUGAGUCCAGACCAGCCUACAGCAGGACCUGCAGGAUCUGAUCAGACCAGGCGCUCAAACAUGGCCAAGUGCUCAGGAUGUGGACCGGGAUACCGCAGCCCGUUGGACGCCAUGAAGGGUCCCCGGGAGGAGAUCGUCUACCUGCCCUGCAUCUACCGCAACACCAACACCCUAAAACCCGACUACCUUGCCACCGUCGACGUCGACCCAAAAUCCCCCACCUUCUGCCAGGUCAUCCACCGUCUGCCAAUGCCGAACCUUCGUGACGAGCUGCAUCACUCUGGCUGGAAUGCUUGCAGCAGCUGCUUCGGUGACGCCUCCAAGAAAAGAAACCGUCUGAUUCUCCCAUCACUCAUCUCCUCCAGAGUCUACGUAGUCGACGUCGGGACGAAUCCCAGAGCACCGCAGAUCCACAAAAUGGUGGAGCCUGUCGACCUGUACUGGAAGUGCGGCCUGGCAAACCCUCACACCACACACUGUCUGGGCAGCGGUCAGAUCAUGAUCAGCUGUAUAGGAGAUCCAUCUGGCAACGGCAAAGGUGGUUUCGCCCUGCUGGACGGUGAGACGUUCGAGGUGAUCGGUAACUGGGAGCAGCCAGGUGAAGCAGUACCCUUUGGAUAUGACUUCUGGUAUCAACCUCGACACAAUGUGAUGAUCAGCACUGAAUGGGGUGCACCCAAAGCUCUGGGUAAUGGUUUUAAUCCUGCCCAUGUCAAAGAGGGACUCUACGGCAGCUCCAUCCAUGUUUGGGACUGGACCACCCACAAGAAGCUGCAGACACUCGAUCUGGGUGAGGAGGGUGCUAUUCCCCUCGAGGUCCGAUUCCUCCAUGACCCCGAUGCCACGGAGGGCUACGUGGGAUGUGCUCUGCGGGGAACAGUCUUCAGAUUCUACAAAACAAAAAAAGGUGACUGGGCUGCAGAGAAGGUGAUCAGUGUUCCCAGUAAGAAGGUCGAGGGAUGGGCACUGCCUGAGAUGCCUGGUUUGAUCACAGACAUCUUGAUCUCAUUGGACGACCGUUAUCUCUACUUCAGUAAUUGGCUCCACGGUGACAUCAGACAGUAUGACAUCACAGACAGGAGGAACCCAAGACUGGUCGGCCAGGUGUUUCUGGGAGGAUGUAUCGUCAGUGAUGGUCCAGUUAAAGUCCUGGAAGAUCCCGAGAAACAGCCGCAGCCCCACCCCCGCUUCAUCAAGGGGAAGCGUGUCCCUGGAGGUCCUCAGAUGCUGCAGUUGAGUUUAGACGGUCGGAGACUUUACGUAACGACGUCUCUCUACAGCGGCUGGGACAAACAGUUCUACCCCGACAUGAUCAAAGAGGGCUCGGUGAUUAUGCAGAUCGAUGUGGACACCGCUAAUGGAGGUCUGACCCUGAAUGAAAACUUCCUGGUGGAUUUCGGUAAAGAACCCGACGGUCCAGUUCUCGCCCACGAGGUUCGAUAUCCCGGAGGAGACUGUACGUCCGACAUCUGGCUGUAGGAUCAUCAAGAGGGGAAAUGUAAAUACUCUCAGUCAGCAUCUGAAGUACAGUCAUCAUUCUAGACCGAUCGAUCAAUGCAGCCUCAGAAAUCACAUUUAAUCACUCCUAAAGGACGAAGUCAGAAAAUGAUGUUUCUGUAUUUAAUUUCACAUUCAGACAAUAUUACACAAUCAAACUGUCUUUGUGGUUGAAGUGCUUUAUAGAUGAUUAGUACUCUGUUAUUAACUAGUCAAAUAUAAACUACAGGACACUACUGCACACAAUUAAACACAAAUUUGAUUAAAAAAACCAAUAAAAACACAUAAAACAGGAGUCGACAACCUGCGUCUCUUCAGCUCCUCUCCAGUGACCCCCUGUGGCUCUGACAAGAAAUCACAUGCAUACGUCUACAGCCUGAUGCCUUCUCCUCUUAAUUUUGCAGAACCUCAUUAGCAAUGGCAAAUUUUGAGUCUCUCUAUAGACUCCAAAUCCAAAAAAGGAAAAGUCUCAGAGGAAAAUCGACAAUUUAAUAAUGCAUGAACUGAUUCAUGUGCUUUAACCGCUGCAAAGUUAAAGUACCAAAUAAUCAUAAUCAGCCCACUGGAGAGUGACCGUCGUGUGGUUAAACAUAAACCUAGUUUAGACUUAAUUUGGUGAGUUCCCUUCAUCAUGAGGCUCAGACAUGUUUUUCAGCUCCAGACUCCAAAAAAAACAGCUGAGAAUCUUUAAUUAUUAUAUUAAUUCCAACUAUAACAACAGUUCAAACCCCAAACCUUUAGUGUGAUAUUAAUAUCAGUAAUAUAGUGUCAUAAUAUUCUUGACUCUGUAGUGUCAUCCUGUUAUCAUUCCUUCAGUGUCAUAUUACUAAAGUUGUGGCUUGUCAACUUUCCUCCUGCUGUGUGUGAAGUUUCCAUGGAUACAGGUGACACAGGUGAAGUGAGUGUGACGAGAUAACAAACGGACCAAUCAGCUGUCAGCCUGAGACUCAGGGUGUUUCCUGUCAGUUGGUAAUGAUCCAUAUAUAUAUAUAUACAUAUAUAUGUAUGUAUACUCAUGUAUUUACAGUUAAUCCAUGAACCGACCAGUUUGACUGUAACUGACCUGCUGUGACCUCAGUCAUGUUCCUGUCCGUUGCAGCGCCCCCUGCUGCUCACUGUUAACUCGUGAUGGUUUAAUAAAGUUCUCUUUGAACAGUC